Molecule: messenger RNA, 1622 nt
Organism: Ananas comosus (pineapple)
Lineage: Eukaryota; Viridiplantae; Streptophyta; Magnoliopsida; Poales; Bromeliaceae
Exons: 2
Coding region: 459-1109 (216 amino acids)
Biological process (GO): endomembrane system organization
Source: RefSeq, a predicted model, not a curated record
AGCAGCUUGCAUUUGCAUGUGGUAGCAGAACAUUUACUUUUACUGGAAUUCUCAAUUGAUCUGGUGAAGUUAAAUUAAAACAGGAAAAAGUUCAGGGGAUUUUGUUUCGAAAUAGGGAUAGGUGAGGGGCCAAUUAUGUCUCAUAGGAAGAAAGAAACAAUGGAUCUGCUCAACAUCUUUGUGCUAUUGUGUGGUGUCGCAGCGCCUGAUCCUGCAUUAUCUUGGAUUUGAGUUUCCAUGUAAAACAUUUCCUGUUGUGAUCCUAAACCCUGGAAAUGGCAUACUUGCAUUGAAGGGUACGUGUGUUUGAGGUUUCAGUACUUUACCAUGAAGCAAUUCCAUUUCUCAAACCAAAGGCAAAAAGCACCGAAAGGCUCUUUUCUCCUCCAAUUAAAAACCCUAAGCAUCCUUGAUCAUCUCCAUCUUCUUCUCUUCUCUCCCUUCUCGUCCCUGCUCCAAUGGAUGAUGAAAAAGACACGUGCAGGAUCCUCCUCGAAGCCGCCGUCGCUGCUGCGGCCGACGGCGAUGAUGACGAUGGUGCCGACGAGCCGAACAUUAUCUAUGUCCUCAACCUCGUCCUCAGCGGCACCGCCCGCCUGAAUGUGCUCCUCCCCACCGCCACCAUCCUCGCCUUCGCCAUCUUCGCCCCGCUCCUCACCGACGACGGCCGCUGCCCUCUCCAAAUCCAUCGGUGCCUCACCGCCGCAUUCCUCGCCCUCUGCGCCGCCUCCUGCGUCUUCUUCUCCCUCACCGACAGCUUCCGCGGCCCCUCCGGGCGCCUCCACUACGGCGUCGCCACGCCCCGUGGUAUUUGGGCGUUCGGCGUACAACGGCGGCGGCGAAAAGUUGAGGAUCCGACGGCCUACAGGCUGAGAUGGUGGGAUCUGUUCCACGCGGUGCUGUCGGUGGUGGCGUUCGGGACGUUCGCGGCGGUGCACUAUGACGUGGUGGGGUGCUACUACCCUUGGAUGCCGAGGAAGCUCAUCAACACCCUUCCUCUAGUCGUGGGCUUCGUCGUCAGCCUCCUCUUCGUCCUCUUCCCUUCCAAGCGGCGCGGGAUCGGAUACCCCUUCUUGCUCCAGAGCGACGCCGUCUACUUACGGCAUUGACGCCUAAGAGGUCGGAGGUUCGAUUCCUGAGUUUGCGUUUGAAUACAGACGCCCAGACGUUCCCGCCGAAAACGACUUAAAAAUUUGUUCGGAAGAAUUUAUCGAUCUUAAGAUUCAUGCAGAGUAAAAUCUGAUGACAAAAUGAGGAACCUCGGAAAAGAAGGAUAUGAAAGAAAGAUUUCUUGCUUUUAUGUAAAUAGAAUCCGAAUCAUAAAAAUGAACAGCAAAGCAAGUUACUCUGAGAUUAUUACAUGGAUUGUAACCCAAAAGUAGUCUUCAAUCCGCCCAAUUAAUUUAUGUGAAAUAAAUUAUAUAAUAAUUUACAAAUAUUUAAAAAGAAUGAUUGGGAAAAAAAAAUAAUGCUAAUUGUACACUCCUAAAUUAGAUAUAUAUCUUACAUCCCGCCUAUCUAAAAAUGCAAAUGGGACGGAUUCGAGAGCAGGGGAAGUCCCUCAUCUCCCACGUUGUUUUCUUGGUGGGUCGAAGGGGAAGUCCCUCAUCUCCCACGUUGUU